Messenger RNA from Neopsephotus bourkii (Bourke's parrot), 960 nucleotides. It is a transcript of the gene PHF23, whose product is annotated as PHD finger protein 23. Lineage: Eukaryota; Metazoa; Chordata; Aves; Psittaciformes; Psittacidae. The transcript is spliced from 4 exons. Gene Ontology annotation, biological process: positive regulation of protein ubiquitination; negative regulation of autophagosome assembly; negative regulation of autophagosome maturation. Bases 1 to 960 code for a protein of 319 amino acids. The record is from RefSeq and is a predicted model, not a curated record.
AUGGAGAAGAGCAGAGACCCCCCUUGGGCCUCCUCAGGCCCCAGCUCCCCUCCCCCGGAACCGGGCGCUACCACCGGGCCCGGAGUAGGGGGGGGUGUCGCGGGUGUCGUGGACGCUUGGAGCUCAGCCCCUACCGCCCUCCGAACCAUCGAGACCUUCGUUCGCAAAGCCAAAUCAUCCAAGAAACGCGGCUUUAACCGGUUAAACCCCCCGGACACGGCCCUGUUGGAUAAAAUGCGCCUUAAAGACUCCUUGUUCGACUUAGGACCCCCCCCUCAAGCGGGCGCCAUUAGAGUGGUCCCACUUCCGCCUCCACUUCCGCCUCCUCCUCCUCCGCCGCCGCCGCCAUCUUUGACCGCGUCGCCACGGCGCCGGGAGCGUCGCAACCGGCGGGGAGGCGGGGGGGGCCGCCCGGAAGCGAGGCCCCGUAUUAAGAAGAGCAAGAAACGGCGUUGGAAGAAAACGGGAGGGGUUGAACGCGAAGGGGGAGGGAAAGCUUCCCCCAGCGAUACGGACUCGGAAGAGGAAGCCGAGCCCCCUCGGGCGCUCUCGGGUCAUCACACGCACCCCCCCCCUGCUUCCCCGCAAGUGGUAGCGUCCGAGGCGGAAGGGAGGGAGGUGGGAGUGGGGGGCAAAGAUGGCGGCGGCAGCACCGAGACGAGCCGGGACGGGGACGGGAGCUCCAGUGAGGGGGAGAUGAGGGUCAUGGAUGAGGACAUCAUGGUGGAGUCCGGCGACGACUCCUGGGACCUCAUCACGUGCUAUUGCCAGAAGCCCUUUGCGGGCCGGCCCAUGAUCGAGUGCAGCCAAUGCGGGACCUGGAUCCACCUCUCCUGCGCCCGCGUCCGCAAGAACAACGUCCCCGACGUCUUCUACUGCCACAAGUGCCGCGAGGGGCCCCCCCCCCCCCGCCGCGCCGCCCCCCCGCAGGGCCCUCAGGGGAACCCGAAAACGCAUUGA